UGUCAAAACAAACCGCACAGUGAUGAGUUGGUUUUGCAGAAUUAGUAGCAUUUGUAUUUAGUUUCUUUAAAAAAUUUUAGUUAAAACAAAAAUAAAAGAUGGACACAGAUAAAUUGGCAUUGAAUUCUAUAAGACAGGAUUUAAUUGACAACAAUUUGCAGGCGAAAGCAAUUAUUCAAGACAUACUUACAUACCGUGGAUCCAUAUCUGAAUUAGAAGCGUUCAAUGAAGUUGGCAGAGCAAAAUUAGCUGCUUUACGUAAAAAUAUACAACACCUUGAUGACUGGGCACGUGAUAUGAGUGAUCCGGAUCUAUCCAAAGAAGUAGACGAAUAUCGACAGCAAUUCUCUAAAACACUGCAAGCUUUUCGUAAAGCUAACAUAUCAGCUAUGUUGGAAAUAGAAAAAGCUAAUCGUGAAGAAUUGAUGGCUAUAACAGGUGAAAGUGAACUGCGUCAACGUACUACGGCGGGUGCACGUCACAAUCGUACUAGUUUAGUAUCACAGGAAAAUAAUGUUACCGAAAAAAUGCUGGCCAUAUCAAGACAUUUGUCUGAGACAACGCAAAAAAGUGCUCACACACUUGAAACGUUGGUUGCUUCAUCACAGAACGUUGAAGCCACUAGGGAUGAAUUACACAAUACGGCAGGUACAAUAUCACAGUCCGGCAAGUUGUUAAAGAAAUAUGGACGACGAGAGUGUACAGAUAAGAUGUUGCUGUUCUUUGCCUUUACGCUUUUCUUAGCAUGUGUGUUUUAUAUUGUACAAAAGAGGCUAUUUUAGAUUAGGCUAGGCUAGAUUAGACUGAAACCGUGUAUGCAUAAUGAUAAGUGCUAAGAAAAUGCCGUAACAUUGAUAUAGAUUUUAAAUUAAUUUUUUUACAUUAACCAACUGGAAUAGCAAAUUUUAGUAUAUGCAUUUAUAUCUUUAUUUAAAUAUAAACUAUUUUAAAUAGUAAAAAUUUGUUAAUAAAUAACCACGAAUUAUCUUAAAUUUAAAAUGUUUAGUUAAAUAUUUAAACAUAACUUGUUAGGCCUUUAGUAUAAAUCUU
This is a messenger RNA of Teleopsis dalmanni, 1050 nucleotides long. RefSeq names its product vesicle transport protein SEC20-like. Bases 99 to 782 code for a protein of 227 amino acids. The record is from RefSeq and is a predicted model, not a curated record. Gene Ontology annotation, cellular component: endoplasmic reticulum; SNARE complex. Gene Ontology annotation, molecular function: SNAP receptor activity. The transcript is spliced from 2 exons. Lineage: Eukaryota; Metazoa; Arthropoda; Insecta; Diptera; Diopsidae. Gene Ontology annotation, biological process: retrograde vesicle-mediated transport, Golgi to endoplasmic reticulum.